AGCAAUUGGAAACAUUUCAGUCAUUGAGGGAGAGAGACUGAUACAGAGACAGACAGGCAGGCAGAACAGAGACACGAAAAAGGAAAGCAGGGAGGUCACAGAGGGUGAAGGCUGGUAUUAGUUAGACAGAGAAAUUUGCAAGUUUAAACUGAGCAACACUGAAAUCUGAGUUGAAUCCACCCAGACUGGAAACUGGCCAAGGGCAGGAUGCGGUUCCUGUUUUGUCUGCUCUUCAUCUCCCAGGUGCUGGCGGAUGAUUCCUGCCCUAGUGGACAAUUUACAUUGCAGGGUGACUGCUGUGACUUCUGCCCUGUAGGUCAUGGUAUCGUUAAAGAGUGUAACAUCACUAAUACUCAAUGUCAGCCUUGUGAGGAUGGUGUGACUUUCUCACCCAGUGCCAGCUUCUCUCGCUGCCAGCCGUGCUCAAGCUGCCCCGAUAAGAUGGAGGUUGUGUCCCAAUGUACUGUCACGUUUGACAUCCAGUGUCAGUGCAUGAAAGGGUACUACUUGCAGCCUGGUAGCAGGGGCUGUUCCCAGGGCUUUCAGAUGCUGGAGAAAUGCCGCAGGGACAAAAAUGUCAAGUGUGAGCUGUGCCCUGAAGGCUCCUCUGAGAAAGCAAGCCACUCCCAACCGUGUGCGCCAUGUCGGGUUUGCGACAAAGAUGAGUUUGUGCUGCAGGAGUGCCAUAGGACCUCUGACACAGUCUGCCUGAGUAAAAACUCAUCGCUGCUGAGGCCACAGGUGGAGCCAGUGAGAGACGAUGCCAAGUUUGUAAAUACAGUGGAACCUGCAUCUGGCACGGUCAACUUCACGGCUCAUGAUACGGGAAAGAACAUCAUUCCCGUUUACUUCUCCAUCCUUGCAGCAGUCAUCAUGGGACUUGUGAUCUACGUCACUGUGAAAUGCUGGAACACGUGUAAGCAGAAGAAGCAGCUGGCGAAAGCUCGAGCUGGUGAGCUUGACGUGGGACCUGAAGGUGAGAAGCUGCACGGUGACAGCGGAGUGUUUGUCGACACCCACAGCCUCCAUGAGCCACAGCUCAGUAAAGUUGUUUGUGCUGACCCAUCUGUCUACAGCAAGCUCCCACUACAGAAACGGCAAGAGGUUGAACAGCUGCUGGAGAAUCAGGAUGACAGCCGAGCUGACUGGCGCAGCCUGGCAUGUCAUCUGGGCUAUGAGGAGGAACGGGUGGCCACCAUUGGCCGUGGAGAGGACCCAGCUCACACAUUGCUGUCUGAUUGGUCGAUGAGGGACAAUGGCAACUUGGAUGUACUCUGCAAAGCGUUGAGGAGGAUGGAGAGGGAGGACAUCGUGGAGUGUCUAAAAUCUGAGUCAGCGGUAACCUCUCUCGUGUGACACAAAGAGCAGCACCCACCCUCAGCCGUCACGUGUUGAAGGUUUUUGUCUCAGCAGAAAGGGGGUCACCCCAGACUGAAAAUGUGCUGAGUCUCUUCAACUUUUUCAAAGAGAAAACCUCUUGACUAUAGCUAGGACAAAAUGGUGAGACAAUCAGUCUGGCUGUGUGGGAAUUGGAACGGAAUUUGUGAAACUGUGGAUGAAGUCUUGCCAUUGGCCCACAUCUUAGAAUGUUUUGAGAUGUGAGUUUUUAUUUGUUUCAUUUUACAGUAUCCUAUGUAUGAUCUGCAUGGGCAGAGCAGUCUGCUCCAUUUUACUGGUUUCUUUUUGCUCAAUUCCUCAUCUUUUUGUAAGGUGCUGAUAGUCUUCUCUAGUUGGGGUAAGCCAGGGUCUUGGUAAUGUUAUUGUACUGUGAGCUCUUGCCAAAUACCUAGAGAUCAAAUGCCACCAUUUCAGCUUCGGAGUUUAAAUUCAAUGAAUUGAUCAGGAAUGAAAGUGGUGACUGCGAAUCCAGCAGAUUAUUGUAGGAUCCUGUCUGGUUCACUAAUGCUUGAUGGGAAAGGAAUCUUGACAUCUUUGUGCCUCUCUGUCAAUGUGUUUUCAGACCUACACCCAUGUGCAUGAUUCCUGAUCCUGUGCAGUGGUUAGUGAGCCACUCUUCUAUUCAGAAAGGUAAUUCACCACCACCUUCUCAAGGUUAAUUGGGAAUGGGCAUUAAAUGCUGCAAAGCUCUGCUCCUGUGAACUAACAAAUUUUAAAAUAAAAUAAAUCCCUUUUUAGUGUCUUCUCUCCACUACCUCACUUCAGUGACCUCUUUGUCUGGGCUAGCAAGUGUCAGUGAACUCUUCAGCUUGAAACGGCACCACACUUGAGUCAAUUUUCUCAGAUGAACAAAGACUGUUGUGGACAUUUCCCACUGAGGGAUGGGUGGGUGCUACUAGACAGUAAGUAAAAGUUACCUCCUUUUUCCACAACAAAAGGGAGGAAUUUUUUGUUCUUGGAUUCAGAUAGUUGAUGUCAUUUUCUAGACCUCUCGGUUGGAUAUCCAGUUAGUCUACGGUCCUGGUCACACUCCAUGUGUAUUUGAGGUGUUUUAGCUGAUUUUUUUAAUGACUCCUUAACCAGGCGUGUGUGGGUUGGGUGCUUUACACUCAAAAUAACUGCUUAUUGCUGUCAUUCCCUGUAAAACAGUUACAGAUUUUUUUAAAAUGCCUGACUAAACAGUAAGCCUGGCUGCAAAAAUAGCUGAACCUUUGUGUUACAUAUGAGCUUUUCAGUUUUUGGAUAUGCAACUCCACUUAAAAUGACCAUGACCUUGCUGGAUGUGACAAUGUGGUACCAAUCAGGAGUCACGGGUCAAUGCUGCAUUAAAGAUGGAAAGUUGCUAAGUUUGUGAUCAACACUCCCUAUAUUCUAAGGGGGAGGGGGAGAACAUCAGCAAAUUUUCAGUCCCUUGCUGUCCUCCAUUGGAGUAUCUAUAAGUUCAAUGGUUUUGUAGUGGUCCACGGGCUUUCUCCAGGCCUUCUGUAACCUGGUGUAAGUCACUGAGAGAUAUUGGCAUGACUGAGGGCAGGCAACAGGCCAGAAAUCCUAUCUCCACCAUUGCCAUGACGUCUCACAACCAGACUAGUUUUGGCUUUGACUUGCACAGCAUCCAUUAUCAUAGAUCUGAGCAACAACAAUGUUGUCAUUUAAUAAACAGUGUUCACAAUACUAUUGCAUUGCACAAACACGUAAUCAGAUUUUCAUCACUGCAGAGCAGAAAUUGAAGAGGAAGAAGUGGCUGACCAUGAACCCCAGGACUGAGGCUGAGACUCUCCAGCUUGGAAUCGACUGCUUUUCAUGCAACACCACCCUGUUUUAUAAUUUUGACUUGUUUUGCAAUAGUGCAUGAAAGCAAGUGGGCUAGUAGGUGAUCUGCAGAGGAAUUUCCCCCAUCCAUACAUGGUCUGAAGUCACACAUGUUUGAGAACUAUACAUUAAUUGAAUCUUGACUGUGAUCCUUGAAUUGUAAUAUUUUGCCAAGAUUCAGAUGGUCUCCCACACAAUAUAUGGUUAUUUGGGUGGUUAGAGGAUUGGUGGCUUUGGAGAACUAUGUUCCAAGGCCAAAAGAAAUCAACCAAAAACUGACUUAUGAGGCACUAUUUUUGAAAAUGUAACUUACUGGGGGCAUGAGCAUGUUUUACCUUGGGAAUGGCAGACUUUUGUAAAGUGUUAGUAAACCCAAUUUGAAAACUGUCUGCAGUCAGUGCACUUUUCCUUAGUAUUGCAGGACAUGAUUUUGCAAGUCUCAAUCCAGGUUCUAGUGUGAAAACAGCAUAACUGACCACAGACCAGAACUAAUACAACUAUGGGGCAACCUACUUAAGGUGGAAUGAGAAACACAACAAAUACUUUCCAAUUUCCAAAGACAAUUGAGCAGAAGGCAGCAAGCAGUAGAACUUGCGAUCCUUGUUGACAUUCACCUGGCGGAGAUUUUGGGAGCAUUGUUUGAGAGUGUUGCCUAUGCUAUGGUUAGAUUUGAGAAUGGAGUGUAAUGGAUGCUUUUUCCCUGCGUUUGAUGCUUUUCCUGUGACCAAAAUAAAAACUUUACAGUGGUCGGCAUUGAGUUUUGUGCCCUCAAGUGGACAAAUCAGUCACUUUCUUUUUUAAAAAGAAAUGUUAAGGCACAGAAAAUUACAAUGACUGCAAUGUUAACUAAAUUAUCAACCUAUGUACAACAUUACAAAGUAUUACCAAUGAUUUAUUGUCUUUAAUGCCAAUUUAAGGCAAAUCAUUAUCUUUGUAUGUAUCAGUGUACUUUUUAUUGAUCAAGUGUAAAAUGAUAAACAUCUGGAAUUUUGAAAAGUGAGGAAUUGUCAGCUUACUUUGGCUGAUGCUGUUUUCUGGAACUUUCUCCUGAGCAGGAAGAGAUGAAGUCAGGGGUUUCUGCAUUGGAGUUGUUGCAGACAAUUUUAAUCUUCAUCUUCUUGUCAUUACUUAAUUGUGUUUGACAAAGAAAUUUUAUAUUCUUUAAAAUAAUCUUGUUAUUCCAAAUAAACAUUUUGAAAUAUUAA
Molecule: messenger RNA, 4412 nt
Organism: Hemiscyllium ocellatum (epaulette shark)
Lineage: Eukaryota; Metazoa; Chordata; Chondrichthyes; Orectolobiformes; Hemiscylliidae
Gene: nradd
Product: neurotrophin receptor associated death domain
Exons: 7
Coding region: 208-1356 (382 amino acids)
Biological process (GO): Rho protein signal transduction
Cellular component (GO): cell surface; plasma membrane
Molecular function (GO): death receptor activity; nerve growth factor binding; coreceptor activity
Source: RefSeq, a predicted model, not a curated record